Messenger RNA from Labrus mixtus (cuckoo wrasse), 2957 nucleotides. It is a transcript of the gene postnb, whose product is annotated as periostin, osteoblast specific factor b. The record is from RefSeq and is a predicted model, not a curated record. NCBI's taxonomy places the organism in Eukaryota, Metazoa, Chordata, Actinopteri, Labriformes, Labridae. Gene Ontology annotation, cellular component: extracellular matrix. The transcript has 20 exons. Gene Ontology annotation, molecular function: cell adhesion molecule binding. Gene Ontology annotation, biological process: extracellular matrix organization; cell adhesion. The coding region runs from base 50 to 2368 and encodes 772 amino acids.
GUCUUCUCCCGUUACUCUGGGUCUGGAAGAGCAGGCAAAGGAAUCAAGGAUGAAGCUCCUUUUUGCAGCUGCCUUCGCACUCUUUGUGCUCUCUACAUUUGACAAAGCUGACUCUUCAGCUUAUGACAAAAUAGUUGCCCACAGUCGCAUCAGGGCAAGAACACAGGGACCCAAUGUCUGUGCGCUCCAGCAAGUCAUGGGGACCAAGAAGAAGUACUUCAGUACUUGUCGUAACUGGUACCAACAGGCCAUCUGUGGAAAGAAAGCGACUGUGCUUUAUGAGUGCUGCCCAGGGUACAUGAAGAUGGAAGGCGUGACCAAAGGUUGCCCUGCAGUGGCCCCGAUCGACCAUGUGUAUGGCACCUUGGGUCUGGUGAAGGCCACAUCAACCCAACAAUACUCUGACAUUUCUGAGCUUAGGCCUGAAAUUGAGGGACCUGGAUCUUUUACCUUAUUUGCACCCAGCAAUGAAGCCUGGGAGGAGCUGGAAGAGACAGUCAGGGCUGCACUGGUCAGCAAUGUGAACAUAGAACUGUACAACGCUCUGCACUACCACAUGGCCAACAAACGCCUCUUGACCAAAGAUUUAAAGAAUGGAAUGACCGUCAGCUCCAUGUACAAUGACCUUGGUCUCUAUAUUAACCAUUACUCCAAUGGGGUGGUGACCGUCAACUGCGCCAGGAUUAUUCACGGCAACCAGGUUGCAACCAAUGGAGUUGUGCAUGUCAUUGACCGUGUUAUCAGCGCUGUUGGAAGCACAAUCCAGGAUGUCAUCGAGGUUAACGAUGACCUGACAACUUUGAGUGACUUAGCUCAAAACGCCGGACUGCUGGACAAGCUUGGUGAGGCAGGACAAUACACUCUCUUUGCUCCCACCAACGAAGCCUUUGACAGUCUGGGCAGCGAUGUGCUGGAGAGAAUUCAGAGCGACAAGGAGGCCCUUCAAGCUCUUCUUAAAUUCCACCUCCUGAACUCGGUCCAGUGCUCCGAGGCCAUCAUGGCUGGCACCUCUCAUGAGACCUUGGAAGGCAACAACAUUGAGAUUGGCUGUGAUGGCGAAAGCAUUACAGUCAAUGGCAUCAAGAUGGUGCUCAAGAAGGACAUUGUCACCACCAACGGUGUCAUCCAUCUUAUCGACAAAGUACUCAUGCCAGACUCAGCCAAGCAGGUGAUGGAACUGGUCGGAAGUUCUCAGUCAACUUUUGGUGACAUGGUGUCCGAGCUGGGUCUGUCUGCUGCCAUGAGACCAGAGGCUGAGUACACUUUGCUGGCUCCUCUCAAUGCUGCCUUCACUGAUGAAGUGAUGUCGAUGGAUCAGAGUUUUCUCAGGAUUAUCCUUGAGAACCACGUCUUGAAGAAUAAGCUUAUCCUGGGACAGCUGUACAAUGGCCAGCGGCUGGAGACUAUCGGAGGAAAAACCUUGAGGGUUUUCAUCUAUCGCACAGCUGUGUGCAUUGAGAAUUCCUGUCUGAUCAGAGGCAGUAAAGAAGGAAGCAAUGGGGCCCUCCAUGUCAUGAGGACUCUGUUGAAACCAGCGGAAAAAACUAUCAUGGAGAUUCUGACUGAAAACGGAGGGUUCAAGAUCUUUUUGUCUCUGAUGGAAGCAGCUGGCUUGACCGACUUGCUGAGACAGGAGGGAGGCUACACUCUGUUCGCCCCGAGCGACAGGGCUUUUGCUAGUUUGAGCUCAAGUGAUAUGGAUUUGCUGAGGAGUGACAUAAAUGCACUCAGAACCAUCCUCCUUUAUCACUUCAAUAAUGGUGUCUUCAUUGGUGGGGGUUUGGAGGCUGGGGUUACAAACCUUCUUAAGUCUCUCCAGGGCAGCAACCUCAAAGUGAUGCUUGCUAACAACACAAUGCAAGUGAAUACCGUCCAAGUCCCUGAAUCUGAUAUCAUGGCCUCAAAUGGAGUCGUUCACUUUGUCCACCAAGUCUUGUAUCCUGGAGAUAUCCCUGUUGGAAGCCAGGAUUUCCUCAUGCUAUUGAAGAGGCUCAUCUCUUACAUGCAGAUCAAGUACAUUUCAGGAUUCAGAUAUCAGGAAAUCCCCCUCACAUUUUUGAAGAGGAUCGUCACUGUCGUCCAGGAAGUCCCUAAAGUAACCAAAGUGACCAGGGUUAUCCAACAACCCACCAUCACCAAGGUUACCAGGGUGAUGGAAGGGGAACCCGUCAUCACCAAAGUCACUAGGAUUGUGUCCACAGGUCCUCAGUCCUCCGUCAGAACUGGCACCGUCAAUGUUGGUGUGGAAGGCACUGACCUUUCACGUUUUACCACCAUUGAAGGGAAUGCUGAUUUUGACACCGACAGACUUACCAAAAUGAUCCAAGCUGGCAACAGGGGGAAAGAAGCGCAGAGGACAAAACAGUGAAAAUAUCAACGUAAUGGAAGACAGACACCAAACCCAGGGGUUAUAAGUGAUGUUUUGAUACAGGAAAAACACUUAAAUAGUCAGUGACUUCAAAUAUACUGUAAUAGGUAUAACUGACAAAAAUACAAUUCUUUCAAAGAUUUAGUGGUGCUUUGAAUGUUUAUGUUUUAUAAUUGUGUCAUUUCUUAAAAAGGAUUUAAAUUUAGCAUAUGAAACAGUGUUUUAAUGAACGUUUUGUGCUCGAGGUGAAGGUUGAAGCGGUAAGAUUUUACGAGCUGGUUCUGAUGAUUUGUAAAUCUCUGCAUGAUAAAGAUUGAAAAAGAAAAUCGUAUUUUUUUAGACUAUACUUGGUUGAAAUCUUUUUUUUUUUUUUCUGGCUGUAAUUUCUUAAAUGUUUCAUGUAAAUUUUGUCUUGCUCAUAUCAUCUGAAACAUUGUAUGCAACUGCGGGGUUUUUUUUUUUUCUUUCUACUUUUCAGACAUCUUCCAAUAAAGUGCAUUCUUUGAUAUAAUGCCAGUUUGACACGCUCCUCUGAGAGAUUAUUGUCUGGGUUGUUUUCUUUCUGAGGCCCUUAUGUAGUCCUACUUUC